Molecule: messenger RNA, 2556 nt
Organism: Closterium sp. NIES-65
Lineage: Eukaryota; Viridiplantae; Streptophyta; Zygnematophyceae; Desmidiales; Closteriaceae
Source: the annotation of a GenBank genome assembly
AUGCAUGGGGGGAGAUUCUUGCGCCUCCUGCCCCGGCUGCCCCAUGCGGAAAUCCCGAGGGGAAUGCUGCCGCGGGAGGGGGGAGGCCUCGCCGCUGAUGCGCGCAUGUUGCGCGAUUUUCCGCCGCUCUUUCGCCUUCUCACUCGGAAGGAGGGCGUCUCGGCGGAGGCGCUUGGCAGUUGGAUGCACGAUGUGGACUCCCCCCGCAUUCGCCGCCACCUGCAGCACGAGCGCGCCUACCUGCGCGCCCUCAUGCGCACCCGAGCCGGUGGGGGGCGGACGAUGGGGGAGUGGCAGCGCGAGGUGGUGGGGGAGAUGGAGGAGAGCAUGCCGCCGCCCUCGCAUGGGCCUCCUGAGCCUUGUGGCCCCUGGCUGUACGGAGCACGGGUGCCAGACGGGCAGGAGCUGCCGGUGCUGUUCCGCUGGCCCGCUGCCAUGCACACGGGGGAGGUGGCGCACACAGCAGAGAGUGAUGGGGGAGGGUGGCAGGGAGGGAGGGGUAAGGGAAGGGCGGAUCGAAUGGGGGAGCAGAUGGGGCAGCAAGGGGUGGCGGGGGAGCAAAGGGCGGAGGAGGGAGGGGUGGAGGAGCGAGGGGAGCAGGUGUUGGUGGAUCUGAACGAGCUGGCAGACUAUUAUGGGUACGUGAGGCUAGUGGAGUGCAAGGUCAGUCGCUGCCACGCCCUCCUCGCACUGCUCCUCGACCUCUCGCCCUCCGAGUCCCCCACGCUCUUCCUCCUCCACCUCCCCUCCUCUCCACCAUCCCUCCACUCCCGACCCCUCUCCUCACACGUGCGCCCUUCCAAGCCCCUCAUCCACUCUCCGCCCUUCGCCGCGCGCCUAUUGUGCACGCCCAUCCCAGCGGUGGCGACGGUGGAUUGGGCGGCAGACUCGCAGCACGUGCUCUAUACCAAGCUGGAUGCCAACCUGCGGUCGCACCGGACCAUGAGGGGUGGCUCUAUACUCUCACCGCGUGUGCCUCUCCACUGCUCCAACCAUCCACCCCUCUCCCCCCUCCCUCCACUCCAGCUUUCCACCUUAGAUUUCCUUCCUCUCUCCCUCACGCUCACAAGCACUCCUUUCCCCCCACUGCCUGCCUGUGCUCUGCUACCCUCCUCUGCUCACAUAACCCGCCACAGCGUGGCGAUCAGAAGCCUGGCGAUCAGAGUGAAUGGGUGGGACAUCCAGCCAUCAGACAUUGUCAUAUCAGACAUCGAGGUGUUCCAACGCUGCCUCGCCGUGCACUGCCUCGUGCACUCCCUGCCGCACCUGCUGCUGCUGCCCCUGCCCCUCUCACCAGAGGGCGGAGUGGGAAGAGAGGAGGGUGGUGUGGGAGGGAAGGGGCGGAGAGGAGAGGAGAAGGGGAGGAGGGAAGUGGAGGUGUGGGCGAGGGCAGUGCAGCUGCCGGAGAGGGUGUGCCAUGUGGUGGCGGGGGCCAACCAGGACUUCCAUGCGUCCUCUCUCCGCAUCAUGGUGUCGUCCCCUGUUAUGCCUGACGCCGUGUGUGAGGUGCACAUGCCCUCUGGGACCCUCUCAGUGCUGCACCAGGAGCCGUACUGCCGCCACCAACCCCACCAACAGCAGCACCAGGAGCAGCCUGCUAACCAGAAGCAUGAGAGAGUUGAGAAGCAGCAGAAGCAGCAGCAGCCACAGCAGGAGCACUCCCCACCGACCCCACGUCUUCAUCCCCCCAGCCCUCCCCUACCUCUGCCCCUCUUCUGCGUGCCUGGGCUCAUCUGCCAACGCCUCUGGGUACCAUCCCCGGACGGCCCACCCAUACCGCUCACCCUCAUCCACCAUGCCAGCAGGCAGCGAGACAGCGAGGGCGCGGCGCUACUAGAGGGGUACGGCGCGUAUGGGGAGGUGAUGGCAGCGGAGUGGGUGCCCCACCGCCUGCCUCUGCUGCACCGCGGGUGGGUUAUUGCCCUCGCGCACACCAGAGGAGGGGGGGAGCUGGGGCGAGCAUGGCACGAGGCGGGGCGUGGGGAGAGGAAGGGGCGGGCGGUGGGGGAUUUGAGGGCGUGUGGGGAGUAUUUGGUGGGGGAGGGGUGGGCGGGGAGGGGGCGGGUGGCGGCGAGGGGGAGCAGUGCGGGGGGGUUUCUGGUUGCUGCUGCUGUGAACGCUGAUCCCGGUCUCUUCCGAGCGAUUGUGCUGGAUGUGCCAUUCCUGGACGCCCUCACCUCAAUGAGCAACCCCGCCCUGCCACUCACAGCGCUGGACCGCCACGAGUGGGGCGACCCCCUCGCCUGCCCCUCCGCCUUCCGUGCCCUCAGAGCCCUCUGCCCCGUGCUGAACGUGCAACAAGGGGUCAAGUACCCCGCUGCCCUGCUCUCUGCUGCUCUCCACGACUCAAGAGUGGGCCCGUGGGAGGCUUUGAAAUGGGCAGCCAAGGUGAGAGCAGAGAGCGAUUACAGUGAGAGGGAGCAGCCGGUGGUGGUGCGAGUGUGGGGCGACAGAGGGCACGUUGCACCGUGUAGCGGCAGGGAGCAACUGGAGGACGUGGCUUUGGAGCAUGCCUUCCUGCUGCACCACGUUGGGGGGGGGGAGCAAUCAUUGUGA